GUCGUCACUCAGUGUUCUCCGUUAUCUUUCUGUCUGCCAUGUGCCUUUCCUCUUUUUCUUUUCUCCUCUGACAUUGUCUUUAAUAGUUUUUGUGAUGGUUAUUUUAAAAACAUUGAUCACUGUUCUUGAAAUAAUGGAAUUCUUCCUGGAGCAGCGCUGUUCUGGAGAGUAGUUGGGAGAAGGCCUAGCGAAUAUCCCCAAGGAGUCUGUGGAUAUCAUUCAGGGGAGAUCUGUGAGUUUGGAUGGGAAGAAUGUUCUCCUCUUUAUUUUCUCUAAUGAAUUCCUUGUUCUGACAAAGGAUGUAUCCGCGUCAUCGGUCAUCAGACUGACAGCGAGUUUCGGGCACUGGAACAGUGCGAGGCCCAGGCCUGGGGACGUGCUGGCAGGGCAGGCAGCGUGAGUCCGGCCUUCCUGCUUUCAUCCUGUGCUCUCCGCUCCUCUUUGUGGGGUGUAGUCCUCUGCAGACUAACAGGAAGUUUCCUUGACUCACACCAAAACCUACAUGUCACAGAUUUUGGGUGAUUUAACUUGCACUUCUCAGUGACUGGUGUCAGCAUGGUUGAGGCUGGUCUCGACCUGCAGUUUCUCCCACACUGGGAACAGACAACCACCUGCUCUGGCAGAUGUUCAUCCGUGUUUCCUCCCCAUUUCCUGCUGUCACUCACCGUGUCCAAAGAGGUUUCGGGGUUCGCCCAUGGACUUGACCUUGCGGUUCCAAAGAGAGCGGGGCUCAGGGUUGAGUAUUCCACGAGUUUGUGCUUCAGGCCUGGAAAAACUUUGAUUCUCUUUGCCACCCCUGAGGUCUACAGAGGGUCUCCCUCAUCCCGUCCCUCCUCUUCCCAGUCCCAGGUGCCAAGCACCUGGGGGUCAGUCCCCCACUGAGUGGUGGCUUCAUAGAAGUGGAGAUUCCUUUUCUGUUUCUCUUUCUUGUUGUUCUUAGUUGAUUUUAGAAAUGACACGGGGGGCUAGAGCUUUCCCCCUGCCCUCUUUAUCAGGAACUCUUUUUAGCUUUUUCUGUAACUUUUUAACAAAUUGCUGAUGUUAUUUGCAACAAACAGAUGAUGCAGAAUUGUGUGAAGCAGAAACUUCUUCCAACUCAGUCCUCUUUUCGGGGUGAUCUUGGAGGCAAAAGUGGGAAACCUUUCUUCCAUGGCUCAGGACACACUCCCGGAUCAAGCCAACAGGAGAACUUUCUGUGUGGACCGAAGCCUAAGGACCCUGAAAACAGCUGCAGAUGAAGAUGGCAAGCACCCGCUGCAAGCUGGCCAGGUACCUGGAGGACCUGGAGGAUGUGGACUUGAAGAAAUUUAAGAUGCACUUAGAGGACUACCCUCCUCAGAAGGGCUGCAUCCCCCUCCCGAGGGGGCAGACAGAGAAGGCAGACCAUGUGGAUCUAGCCACACUAAUGAUCGACUUCAAUGGGGAGGAGAAGGCGUGGGCCAUGGCCAUGUGGAUCUUCGCUGCGAUCAACAGGAGAGACCUUUAUGAGAAAGCAAAAAGAGAUGAGCCGAAGUGGGGUUCAGAUAAUGCACGUGUUUCUAAUCCUGCCGUGAUAUGCCAGGAAGACAGCAUUGAAGAGGAGUGGGUGGGUUUACUGGAGUACCUUUCGAGAAUCUCUAUUUGUAAACAGAAGAAAGAUUACUGUAAGAAGUACAGAAAGUACGUGAGAAGCAGAUUCCAGUGCAUCGAAGACAGGAAUGCCCGUCUGGGUGAGCGUGUGAGCCUCAACAAACGCUACACACGACUGCGCCUCAUCAAGGAGCACCGGAGCCAGCAGGAGAGGGAGCAGGAGCUUCUGGCCAUCGGCAAGACCAAGACGUGUGAGAGCCCCGUGAGUCCCAUUAAGAUGGAGUUGCUGUUUGACCCCGAUGAUGAGCACUCUGAGCCUGUGCACACCGUGGUGUUCCAGGGAGCAGCAGGGAUUGGGAAAACAAUCCUGGCCAGGAAGAUUAUGUUGGACUGGGCGUCGGGGACACUCUACCAAGACAGGUUUGACUAUCUGUUCUAUAUCCACUGUCGGGAGGUGAGCCUUGUGACACAGAGGAGCCUGGGGGACCUGAUCAUGAGCUGCUGCCCUGACCCAAACCCACCCAUCCACAAGAUCGUGAGAAAACCCUCCAGAAUCCUCUUCCUCAUGGAUGGCUUCGACGAGCUGCAAGGUGCCUUUGAUGAGCACAUAGGACCGCUCUGCACUGACUGGCAGAAGGCCGAGCGGGGAGACAUUCUCCUGAGUAGCCUCAUCAGAAAGAAGCUGCUUCCCGAGGCCUCUCUGCUCAUCACCACGAGACCUGUGGCCCUGGAGAAACUGCAGCACUUGCUGGACCAUCCUCGGCAUGUGGAGAUCCUGGGUUUCUCCGAGGCCAAAAGGAAAGAGUACUUCUUCAAGUACUUCUCUGAUGAGGCCCAAGCCAGGGCAGCCUUCAGUCUGAUUCAGGAGAACGAGGUCCUCUUCACCAUGUGCUUCAUCCCCCUGGUCUGCUGGAUCGUGUGCACUGGACUGAAACAGCAGAUGGAGAGUGGCAAGAGCCUUGCCCAGACAUCCAAGACCACCACUGCGGUGUACGUCUUCUUCCUUUCCAGUUUGCUGCAGCCCCGGGGAGGGAGCCAGGAGCACCGCCUCUGCGCCCACCUCUGGGGGCUCUGCUCUUUGGCUGCAGAUGGAAUCUGGAACCAGAAAAUCCUAUUUGAGGAGUCUGACCUCAGGAAUCAUGGGCUGCAGAAGGCGGAUGUGUCUGCUUUCCUGAGGAUGAACCUGUUCCAGAAGGAAGUGGACUGCGAGAAGUUCUACAGCUUCAUCCACAUGACUUUCCAGGAGUUCUUUGCCGCCAUGUACUACCUGCUGGAAGAGGAAAAGGAAGGAAGGACGAACCUUCCAGGGAGUCGUUUGAAGCUUCCCAGCCGAGAUGUGACCGUCCUUCUGGAAAACUAUGGCAAAUUCGAAAAGGGGUAUUUGAUUUUUGUUGUACGUUUCCUCUUUGGCCUGGUAAACCAGGAGAGGACCUCCUACUUGGAGAAGAAAUUAAGUUGCAAGAUCUCUCAGCAAAUCAGGCUGGAGCUGCUGAAAUGGAUUGAAGUGAAAGCCAAAGCCAAGAAGCUGCAGAUCCAGCCCAGCCAGCUGGAACUGUUCUACUGUUUGUACGAGAUGCAGGAGGAGGACUUCGUGCAAAGGGCCAUGGACUAUUUCCCCAAGAUUGAGAUCAAUCUCUCCACCAGAAUGGACCACAUGGUUUCUUCCUUUUGCAUUGAGAACUGUCAUCGGGUGGAGUCACUGUCCCUGGGGUUUUUCCAUAACAUGCCCAAGGAGGAAGAGGAGGAGGAAAAGGAAGGCCGACACCUUGAUAUAGUGCAGUGUGUCCUUCCAGGCUCCUCUCAUGCUGCCUGUUCCCAUGGAUUGGUGAACAGCCAUCUCACUUCCAGUUUUUGCCGGGGCCUCUUUUCAGUUCUCAGCACCAGCCAGAGUCUAACUGAAUUGGACCUCAGUGACAAUUCUCUGGGGGACCCAGGGAUGACAGUGUUGUGUGAAACGCUCCAGCAUCCUGGCUGUAACAUUCGGAGAUUGUGGUUGGGGCGCUGCGGCCUCUCGCAUGAGUGCUGCUUCGACAUCUCCUUGGUCCUCAGCAGCAACCAGAAGCUGGUGGAGCUGGACCUGAGCGACAACGCCCUUGGGGACUUCGGGAUCAGACUCCUGUGUGUGGGACUGAAGCACCUGUUCUGCAAUCUAAAGAAGCUCUGGUUGGUCAGCUGCUGCCUCACAUCAGCAUGUUGUCAGGAUCUUGCAUCAGUCCUGAGCACCAACCAUUCCCUGACCAGACUCUACAUGGGGGAGAAUGCCCUGGGAGACUCAGGAGUCGCAAUUUUAUGUGAAAAAGCCAAGGAUCCACAAUGUAACCUGCAGAAACUGGGGUUGGUGAAUUCUGGCCUUACGUCGGUCUGUUGUUCAGCUUUGUCCUCGGUACUCAGCACUAAUCAGAAUCUCACGCACCUUUACCUGCGAGGCAACACUCUCGGAGACAAGGGGAUCAAACUACUCUGUGAGGGACUCUUGCACCCCGACUGCAAGCUUCAGGUGUUGGAAUUAGACAACUGCAACCUCACGUCACACUGCUGCUGGGAUCUUUCCACACUUCUGACCUCCAGCCAGAGCCUGCGAAAGCUGAGCCUGGGCAACAAUGACCUGGGCGACCUGGGGGUCAUGAUGUUCUGUGAAGUGCUGAAACAGCAGAGCUGCCUCCUGCAGAACCUGGGAUUGUCUGAAAUGUAUUUCAAUUAUGAGACAAAAAGUGCGUUAGAAACACUUCAAGAAGAAAAGCCUGAGCUGACCGUCGUCUUUGAGCCUUCUUGGUAGGGGUGGAAACAGGGCUGCCAGACGCCAGUGUUCUCCGGGCCCUCCAGCCGGGGGUCCUCAGGUGGAGUGAGCCGCGAUCCAUCAGGCCAAGACCACAGCUCUGUGAUCCUUCCGGUGGAGUGUCGGAGAGGAGAGCUUGUCGACGAUGCCUUCGUGUACAGAGCUUGGGCAUCUGCUUUACGCCCGGGUGAGGAAGACCAGGACAAUGACAGCAUCGGAUGUUGUUCUCAUCACAGCGCCUCAGUGAGAGGAUGUUCCUCUUGGUGACCUCAUGUAAUUAGCUCCUUCAAUAAAGCACUUUCUUUGUCUCUAUUUUUCUCUUCUCACUGUCUUUUUUUCCCAUCUUUUUUUCUUCUUUGUUCUGUUUACUUUUGCUCAUAUCAUAAUUCCUGCUAUCUUUGUAUUAACUGACCACAACACAGAACUAGUUGACUAUAUAUUAUGUUGAAAUU
Molecule: messenger RNA, 4797 nt
Organism: Symphalangus syndactylus (siamang)
Lineage: Eukaryota; Metazoa; Chordata; Mammalia; Primates; Hylobatidae
Gene: NLRP3
Product: NLR family pyrin domain containing 3
Biological process (GO): inflammatory response; negative regulation of non-canonical NF-kappaB signal transduction; negative regulation of acute inflammatory response
Cellular component (GO): cytoplasm; NLRP3 inflammasome complex
Molecular function (GO): DNA-binding transcription factor binding; sequence-specific DNA binding
Source: RefSeq, a predicted model, not a curated record